GACCAAUGAGCGGCCGGUAUUUCGAACGCCGGCCUGCCAUUGGUCGCCACCUCCGGCCGCAGUGAAUCUCUCUGAAAUUCGAACGCAGAUUGCCGAACGUCUUUUGGAUUUUUUUCAUUUUUAUAACGAACGAACUGAUGAUGAACAACUAAUAUAUUAUUACCUUAAUAUUAUUAUUUAUUCUAAGGUACAAUUUACAAUCACCGUGUCUUACGUCGAUUACGUCUUAAUUUAACCGUUUUUGUUAAAUUAUUGUCUCGAUUUUCGGUUAUUUUUUACCAUUCCGAGCAAGUAUUCGCCUUCGUCACCUGCCGACCGACAUAAGUCUGACGACCAAACAAUGACGGCAAUAGUAAACAUCAACAUCCCGGAUCGUAUCAAAUGUGCGGUGAAAGAAAUCGAAAAGAAAAUGAUAGACCUUAGCGCUAAACGGCCUGCAAAUUUUCAAUGGUCGUUAAGCGAUUUUGAGGUAGGAACACCGUUGAGUCGCGGCAAAUUUGGUCGUGUUUAUCUGGCACGUGAAAAAAAUACCAAAUACAUGGUCGCUUUGAAAAUGAUGUUUAAAUCGGAACUAGUAAAGGAUAAAAUGGAACACCAAGUGCGACGCGAGAUAGAAAUACAAACGCAUUUGAGCCACCCGAACAUUCUAAAAAUGCUUACGUACUUUUGGGAUGAGAAAAAAAUCUAUUUAAUAUUGGAGUUUGCUCAGGAAGGCGAACUGUUCAAGGUAUUGAAUGCACAGCCGCAAAAGCGUUUUACCGAACCGAAAGCCGCGUACUAUUUGCGUCAAGUAGCUGACGCGCUACAGUAUUGUCACAUGCAGAGUGUCAUUCACCGCGAUAUAAAACCCGAGAACCUGUUGUUGUUCAGCCAUCACGUGGUGAAACUGGCCGAUUUCGGAUGGUCCGUGCACGCGCCAUCCAAAUGCCGGAGCACCAUGUGCGGCACCAUCGACUAUUUGCCGCCGGAAAUGGUCAAUUCUCAAACGUACAACGAGUAUGUGGACAAUUGGUGUCUGGGAGUUUUGUGUUACGAAUUUUUGUGCGGAUCGCCGCCGUUCGAGAGUACCGAACAAGCUGCGACUUUUAAAAAAAUCUGCGCCGUCAUGUAUGGUUUCAAACCUCACAUGAGCGAAAGUUCCAGGAGUCUGAUUUCAAAACUGCUAGUCAAAAUUCCCAAAAACAGAUUACCUCUGAAAGAGGUUAUGGAACAUCCGUGGGUAUUGGAAAAUUGUGAAAUUUUUAAAUCCACCGAACUUAAAAUUUCAGAUAAACUAGUAUAACAACCGUGUUUAAUAUUAUCUACAAAUUAAUCUUUUAAAUACCUUAAAAUGUAAGGGUUACAUAGAAAAAAAAAAUGUAUUAAGGGAAUCAACUUACAAGGUUGUUAGCCAUACAUUAUUAAGUAUUAUUCAAUAAUAAUUCAAAAUAUUAUUUAUUCAACUACUUGGUGAUGAACAUUACGCAUUAUUUUUUUUUUUUUAUUAUUAUUUAAACAUAGAAAAAUGUGCUUCUUUUGGAAUAUAUAUGAUGUCUACAUUAUAUUAUAUAUAUUUUUUUGUAGUUGAAUUGUAGUAUAAAAAAAAAUACUAAUACAAAUAAUUUGAAUUUUUGUAACUGGUAUAGAGACGUCGAAAAUUAAUUUUUAAUGUAUUAAUUGAAUUUUUUUUAAUUUUAUACGUUAAGACUA
Molecule: messenger RNA, 1689 nt
Organism: Adelges cooleyi (spruce gall adelgid)
Lineage: Eukaryota; Metazoa; Arthropoda; Insecta; Hemiptera; Adelgidae
Product: aurora kinase C-like
Exons: 2
Coding region: 341-1282 (313 amino acids)
Biological process (GO): regulation of cytokinesis; mitotic spindle organization; protein phosphorylation
Cellular component (GO): spindle pole centrosome; chromosome passenger complex; spindle microtubule
Molecular function (GO): protein kinase activity; ATP binding
Source: RefSeq, a predicted model, not a curated record